AUGGCGUACUGGAUGAUGGAUGAGCGGUCGCCAGUUACCCAGGACCAAGCAAAGCAAAGCCAAGGCCAUCCGCCGGUCGGCAACGAUCUCGAUGCGAACUGCUUUCACGUGGCCGCGCUGGACGAUCGGCCUUCAGGGGUCCCACGGCCUGCGAACUGCCGCAAGUAUGUCUUCUUCUCAUGGGCGCUUCUCCUUGCAGACCUGGAAAGUCUGAAGGCCUUGGAGAUCCUGUAA
Messenger RNA from Aspergillus heteromorphus CBS 117.55, 234 nucleotides. RefSeq lists its product as uncharacterized. Bases 1 to 234 code for a protein of 77 amino acids. The transcript is spliced from 2 exons. Lineage: Eukaryota; Fungi; Ascomycota; Eurotiomycetes; Eurotiales; Aspergillaceae. The record is from RefSeq and is a predicted model, not a curated record.